Ambispora leptoticha is the source of this 1047-nucleotide messenger RNA. The record is from the annotation of a GenBank genome assembly. NCBI's taxonomy places the organism in Eukaryota, Fungi, Glomeromycota, Glomeromycetes, Archaeosporales, Ambisporaceae.
AUGGUGGCCAGGAGUGCGCCUAAACGUUCGUUACUCAAAGAUAAGGCAAAAACCACACCGCAAUUCCGAGAAGCGUUUACUGGUCCAACAUGUUUGUAUAGAUUCCUUUCGGAACGCCCACAAAGAUUUCUCACGAGAAAUCUUACUUAUAUGGUACAAGCUCGCAAAAAAAGGCCAAUUAGUGGUAAAAUUGAAAUGCAUAAAUACAUUUCGUUAAAUGAUCUCUAUAACAGACGAAUAAAAGAAGAGCAACAACGAUUAACUAUGAAAUCAAGCAAACUUUUGACUUCCACGACAAUUAAAUCUUAUCGAAGUUGCGUCAAAUCUGAAGAAGAAGCUCUCCCAGUUACAUUCAUAUUUCGUGUCGUGGAUUGUGACAUUAAACAAAUGGUCAAAGGAUUUAUAUGUCCAUGGUGUAAUCGUGAUUAUCUGGAUAGUCGUACUUUAUUUUAUCAUCUCUCAAACAAUCACGUUCAUCUCAAAUUCGGGACAAAGAAUGGGAAAAAUGUACCCAGUGAUCGAAUUAUUGUCACAGUCGUAAAUGAGGAACAUUCCGAUCUAGAAUACUUUAGCCUUGUCAAGUCGGAAGGAGUUUUACGACCCAAAUCAUUUGCCUUCCCAAUAAUUCAAAAUUCAAAGCCUAUUCAAUUGCCACUGAUGAAUUUUUAUCAUUCGCAGUCUUUCAUGCCUUUCACACCUGAUGAUUCUGAUGGUGACUCAGACGAAGAGAUGUGUACCCAUUGGAUACAACAAACUAGUGAUGAGAAUUUGGAUGAAUUACCAGAACUAAAUAACUCGGAAAAACUACUCAUGAAGAUGUGGAAUAGGCACAUUGAACCGUACAGAGGACUUGGCGACUGCCAUUUGCCUGAAGUUUGUCUUUUAUUUGCAAAAAAUCGUGCCACAGAAAUUGCUUCGUUCAAUUUAAGAAAUAAUUUUGUUCUUCAUUUGAUGACUUUGGCACAAUAUCAAAUGAUUGACGUAACUUGUACCACAAGAUGCUUAGGUUAUGUGGAUAGAGCAAUAGAUUCUAUGGGAACAAAAUGA